This is a messenger RNA of Theileria equi strain WA, 3375 nucleotides long. RefSeq names its product protein kinase domain containing protein. The record is from RefSeq and is a predicted model, not a curated record. Gene Ontology annotation, molecular function: ATP binding; protein kinase activity. Bases 1 to 3375 code for a protein of 1124 amino acids. Gene Ontology annotation, biological process: protein phosphorylation. Lineage: Eukaryota; Apicomplexa; Aconoidasida; Piroplasmida; Theileriidae. The transcript is spliced from 2 exons.
AUGUCUGAGACCUCACUACCUGAGGAAUUAGAUAAUGAGCUAAGGUUAUUGUCCGAAUUGGAUGGAAUAGAAAUCAUUGUCCUUGCUGACAGUCCGCAGAAUACUGCAGAUUUGUCCAGAUAUGACGAUGAAAGUAUAUUUUUUGAAGCAUCAUCAGCGGAAGAGUGUAAUGUGUCCGGAUACAAAUUUGAAUUGAAGAUUAGACUAAAAGAAUGUCGUUAUGCCAUACGCCAGAACCGUGACACUGUCAUCAGCUUAAUAGUGGAAGUUCAAUCUGACUAUUCUGAGACUUUACCACUGGUUGAAAUUAUCAAUAUAACGAAUUCUUCAUCGAAACUUACCGCAAAAUGCGAACAAUAUUUGAAUGGAAGGUUGAUGGAUUAUAAUUCAAGGAGCGACCGUUUGAGAGUUCACAAGUUGAUUGCAGAUUUUUAUGACUUUUUACUUUCUGAAACGGCAAUAAAAUCCGGUGAUUUCCAUUCGGCUACUAAUGGAUCCUCGAAUAAUACCACAGAUUUAAUAGCUGGUUCACUCCCUUUAAUGGGUGCGAAUUCACCGUAUACUCUAUCAUGCGACGAUAAACAAAGUAGAGGAUCCAGUUAUGGAGCCUUUUGUCGCAGGAGCCCUCAUUAUCCCGGUAUUUACAAUAUACAAGAAAAUCCAAAUUUGGAUAACUUUUUGACAAUACAUUCUAGGUAUUACAGAGAAUUUAUCCAGGAAGCUGUUUUGGGAUCAGGAUCUUUUGGUUGUGUAACUAAGGUAAGAAAGAACGGAGUUAAUUACGCUGUGAAGCAAAUCCCAAUUUAUGAAAGUUAUGAAGAGAUUUUGCAAUCCGAGGCAGCUAUAUUAGCAAGUCUACAACAUCGCAAUAUUGUACUUUAUUAUGAUGCUUGGAUUGAAGUUUCUCCUGAGUUACUACUUGAAAAAUGUAGAAAUACGGAUAUUUCUAGUAAGCAACUUUCCAUUCUUAGACAAAACAGUAUAGACAAAAAAUUAUAUGGUGGAUAUCUUUCUUCAUUUAGAGAGAUAUAUAAUAGAGAGGGUGAUAGCAAUAGGGAAACUAUAUUACCCAUUCCCCAGGACCCAGGUAGUUCUGAUGUAAAAUACGGAUUCAGAAUUGUGAAUAAUGCUCAACGAUCUAACCAGCUCAAUAAACAUAAGAAAAACAGAGAAUCAAAACGCAAAUCUGGUAUACCUAAAAAGUAUCUUUUCAUUCUAAUGGAAUAUUGCGCAGAAGCAACUCUAUUUGAGACCAUAUCUGAGCACAAGCUUUACGAGUCACCUCAGAAAGUUAUAGAACUAUUCCGCCAGAUAUUAGAUGCCUUAUCGUAUAUUCAUGAAAAGGGUAUUAUACAUCGUGAUAUUAAACCAUCUAACAUUUUCCUAAAGUUUGAUGGCGAAUUGUUGGCAAAAUUGGGCGAUUUUGGACUAACUGCUAAAUUAACGCACAAAGCAACAUCCCCUAGAUAUUCACCAUUGGAUCCAACUGGAAUGGUAGGAACGUUACAUUAUAUGGCACCAGAGCAAAUUGUUGGUGAUGCUUAUGAUGAAAAAGUAGAUAUAUACUCAGCUGGAGUUGUAUUGUUUGAGAUGUUAUCACCUCCAUUCAGGACAUCUAUGGAAAGAACUGAAAUUUUAUCUUCAUUUUCCACUCUAAAUAAGCAGUGGCCAGAGGGUUUUAGAGACCGUGUAGAUUAUCGUUUACUUAAACUUUUGGAGUCCAUGCUACAUGUAGAUCCAAACAAGAGACCUUCUGCCACAGUUAUACUACAAAAUGAACUAUUUUCAUAUAGUAAGCUAGAUUUGGUAUCUCUUUACACAGUUAUAACUCAAUAUCCACAAUCAAUGGAAUCUGCUCAGCUGUUGAACGGCAUCUUUAGUAGAAGAGAAAACGCUGGAAGAUGUUUAGAGUAUUUAAUGUCCAUAAACACGGACCCAGUAAUAGGGUAUGUAAAUACUGAAUUGGGAAAAUUGUAUCACCAAGAAUUUACAGCAAGAGGUGCAAUUCGUGUUCAAGCGCCAUUAUUUACUGAAGUAUCUUCUGACAAAUUUACAUCUAACAUGUUUGGUAUUAAAGGAUAUAAUUUGCUAAUGACGGAUGGUAGGACCUGUCAAUUAAGAUUUUCGGUUCUUGUGUCUUUGGCAGAAUCACUUCCAAGUGCUGCAUUAGUCAUUAUGAGACGUUGGCAUUGGGGUUUGGUCUAUGCAAAUUUAUCCUCAAACGCUGGUGCAAGAUAUCCAAAAGAAUUUUGGAGGUGUGCCUACGAUAUAAUAGCUGACUAUGGAAUAAUGUUUCAAGAGAAUGCAGUUCGUGAAGAGUUUUUGGAUGCAUUUUUUACAUCUGAAUUGAUUUCUGUAUCAACAAAACCAAUCAUAAAAUUUCUUAAAUGUAACUUGGUUGUUGAAUGGGGAUAUAACGGAUUUAUCAGAAGGUAUAUAGAGUAUGCAUUCGAUACUUCAGAAAACUUUGCAAAGAGUAUGGAAUCCAUUUUCAUAAAACAUAUGCCAAAAAUUGGUAAUGCUGUUAAUAAGCAGAUUACAGAUCUUUGCAGAAGCACCUAUUCCAAUUCAGAUGAUAAAAUACAAUCAAUGAUAUCUCUAUACUCCCUUUUGGUCACUCAAAAACUGAAACCACACGAAUUUGCGGCUAACUUGAGAAGGCUAUGUACCAGCACCAAGGAUAACAAUAUGAGCAAAAUGGAUGUAGAACUCGAAAAUUUGCUAUACAUGGACAAAUUUUUAAGGGGAAACCGUAAUAUUGAAUUUUCGUUCAAACCCAUACACAUUGUGGAAACAUUUUUCUCCGGAUUCACAUUUCAGGUUUAUAUAAAAAUGGGAAAGCGGGAGCUCGAGGAGGUUGCAGCAGGAGGAUGCUAUGAACGUCUCUUAAAUGGCGUACAUCUCGGCAAGAAUGUUUUGGAUAACGCCCAAAGAAAGGUGUUUGGAUUUGAGCUAAAUUUGCAGGUUAUUUUUGAUACGGUAUCACGGAGCAUGUCAAAGAACACCACUGGGUUCAGUCCCUUUUACUUUAGUCUAUCACCUGAUGUUUUAAUUUUACUUGGUCAGCCUAGUCUGUUGAUUCAGGCAACCAGUCUUGAGUAUGCACUUAGAAAUGAAGGAAUCAGAUGUGGAAAAUACCUAGGACCUUCAAACAACUUUAAAAGUUUUCUAAAAAUGAAAAGCAAGGGAGCUGCGUCACUUCAAAGGUUGAAGUAUACGGUUUCUCUCAAACUUUCAUCUGGGACUUCACAUAACCAGUUGCCUAACCAUGUACAAUAUACUGUUUUUGACAUUGAAAAGGAUGAUAAAAUGAUUUUGUUUGAAGAGAAGCAAGUGUUUGACCAUAUCGCACCUAACAUCCACACCAGAUCUUGA